UUUGCGCAGGUGGCGCUAUCGGUCGCGUUCGCGCAUGCGCUCGUCAGUCACUCGUAUAAAUGAACACUGACAGAACCCCCUAAUUUUAUUUUUAUUUAAAUUAAAUUAAAUACAAAAUACCAAACCAAAAAACCGUUACACAAACUUAAACUUUUCGUUUCGAAAAAGUUUAUGAAGGUAUUGAUGAAAACGACUGUGUUGAGUUCAAUGUUUUAAGUGUUUUGAUGAAUAAAAAAUCGAUUUACACUGAGCUAGCCUCUUUAUGUUGAUUUUUGUGUUAGAUUUGUGUUUUUUACAUUGUUGAUUUUGGCGACAAGUUAGGGCAUUCUAACUGUUGGUGCGGUUGGAACAGGUUUUUAAAACGGUAGAGUUAUUCGUGGUGUUUUCGUUGUUUAUGUACGCGUGUAUGGACCUAUAGUUCGCGAUAGGCAAAGUGAGUGAACCUCUUACCAAGUGAUGCUGUGAUAUUUGUACAAAUAGUUUGGCGUAACUUCAUCUGUGCAUGAUAAUCGAGCGUGUGCGAGGCGGAGGACGGCAGGCGGAGGGCAAAUGAUGAUCGCGGAGUGCGUGCAGACUCGCGCUCGGCGAAAUGGCCGCGCUCUCCUGCUACCAGCCGUGCCGCUCGCACCUCGCACAGCCUGCUAGGUGCUUCGACGACGACGAAGAAUCAGCAACACUUACAGCGCGAAGACGUCAGUUCAUCGAAAGAUGUCACGAGGCGCGGACGGGGCGGCACCGGGACCUCAUACCUGAGGUGUCCGUCAAGCGCACCAGGGAGGAGCUGGCAAAGCAUGCGGCACAAAGCGCGACACUGACGAGGCGGCUCAACGUCGAGUCCGGCUGGUCCAAGGUCGAGGAGGUCAGGAAGAAGUUCGAGGGCGUGGCCACAUCACCUGCAUACUCCAGAUCCUUUGAAUCACCGCCUAGGCGUCGUCUAGCAGAUUCGUUGUUCGCCAGUUUCAAGCUGCCCCGCAAGAAAGACAUGGCGCAACCGCGUUCUCUGAUGCCGCAGCAGCAGCAGAAGCGGAAGUCCGCCGUGGAACUGCUGGCGGAAUCCAAAGCGUUCUAUGUCAAGUCUGAAACCGUACUGGAUCGGAAGCAAGAACUGCCUUUGAGGGUAAGCAGCGGGCUAAGUCAAGCGAUAGCAGCCGGGGGCUGUCAUCUAGUCAGCUCCGGCACUCUGAACAAUGAGGCCUGCUGUAAUCCUUAUGCAACAACUCGGAUAGCUAGCACUAGAAGGGCGGUGAGCGCGGGCGAAGGUUUGCAGAACACGUUGCGAAGGUUGCUGGAACAUUCUGACAGUAGAGAGAAUGUGUACUCACCGGCUUAUGUCUCGCAAAAAAUGUUCUCCGAAGCACGCCGGCUAAAGGAUACGUAUCCGGAACGAGAGAUACCCCGUUCCCAGCACACGUCCGGAACUUUCUCCGGAACCUCAUCAUCCGGAACUUCCGGUUCCAAACAUAAAUCGGAAGAUAAGAGUCGGCCGGUAAAUUUCGGAGAUGCGAGAGUAUUCUUUCCGGAAUCUUUCGUAAUACCACGACAGAGGCCUAGCGAAGUAGUUAUCAAGAGUGCAUAUUCAAUACCAAGCCCCCAGUCAAGUCCGCAUCAGUUACCAGACGACAUCUCCCGCAGCGGCGAUCAGUUGGAAGCCAUCAGCCCGCCUGCUGAAUAUGCUCACUCCGCACCUAGAUAUAUUAGAUCAAAUUCACAUUCACAGCCGAGCGCACGUGAAGACGACAGCACAAAUAUUAACAGCCAUAAAUCGUUACCAGACUUGCAUGCCCAGGCGCACGUCUAUCCUGAACAUGUGAAUGUAGUAGUGGGCACAGAGUCGAUAGGACGGUCGCCGCGACGAAGGCGGCAUUCAGCUCACCAUCGUACUGCAUCUUGUUCUUCUAAAGGAACAAGAUCAAACCAUUCCUCUCUGAUGUCAUCUUGCGAUGCAUUUUCUGAGCAUCCUUCGCCUGGUGAAGAAAAUUAUCAAUCAUAUAAUAGCCGCUGUGGUUCGUCGUUCGCUCGAGAUUCGGGCGGCUCCAGUGGUCACUACACGCAACGCAGCGCCCCGCCUCACGCGCGAGACAACACCAAUACGCACCAUGAAAGAAACAGAGGCUACGCGUCAUGGCAAGCCAACAACGGCAGUACCCUGGAGCAGUGCUACGUGUCGGCGCCGCCGCAGUUCCAGGACGGCGCGCCCUCGCCCCCGCCGCCCUACCCGCCGCACCCGCACCCGCAUCCGCACCCACCGCACCCGCGCGUCGGCAUACACUUCCAAGCGAGCGCACCUCCACCCCAGUUCCAAGAUGAACCGCCGCUCUACGACUAUGGAGACUAUGACUGCACGUACAAAACCCCGCUUAAGUGCCUCAACGUGGGUAGGAAGGAGUACGCCAACGCCAGGGAGUAUACCAGAUACCACGAACCAAGUACGGAGCUGAUCAGCAAACAGCCUCAGUACCAGGAAUCGCGUAUGCGACCGCGCGUUGAUGACAAGCAGGAGUAUGUCAAUACUGCACAGAUUUGUCCGCCAGAGGAAGUGACGUCACCGCUGGGCACGUUUAAACGUCAAAGGUGCCUUCGAUACAAGCAAAGGCGGCCAAGACCUAUAUUGCGCUCAAAAUCAGAUAUAUCAGACAGGUACAGACGCACAGACGGCCGCAGUCCAGCCUCUGCACCGUGCGACGGAGAAGAUUCUCCAGAUAGUCCAUCUGGAGAAUCAGUGAGGCUGCAGCAAUUCUUCGACUAUUUGGGCAUGGACUCGAGACAGUACGAUGGACUUAUCAAGGACGGGGAUGAGGACAGUCCGGUGUUCUUCUCGUCUGCGUCUACUGUGGACUCUAAUCAGUUGGCAGCUGCUGCGGACUAUACGGUCCAAGGCCCGGGAGUCCAAAAGCAGAUCUAUCGGAACACAGAGCCGCCGAGCGUGGUGGAACGAAAUGCGAGAAUUAUCAAAUGGCUGUGUCAGUGUCGGAAAGCUCAAAUACAACCGCCUCAGUAGAUAACGAUUUUUAAACAUAAGUUACUCUAACAAAUGACAAGAUCUUUUAAGAUCUUUUCGCAAAACAAUUAGUUUGUAUAAGUAUUGACCUUGACUUGUUUGAUAUUGAUAUCAUAUGACGAAGAGCGUUUGCAAUAUGCUUAGGUAUGGAAAAAUUUGACGGUCGUCGCAUUUUAAAUAAUUUGACAAGACAAAGACAACAAUACAUCCAAACAAAACAAUAAUUCGAAAGAAUCAAACCAUAGAACUUUUUGAUUUUUGCAGUUCAAUGUUGCUUUCAAAAAUUGAUAAAAAAAUACCAACUUAAUAAUAUUGCCAACUUUUGUGUGCAACUUUGUAACAAAUACAUAUUAUCCACAAGUCAACUUUAAGGUGCAAGAGACGGGUUUACCCGCGAAAUUCAAAUUUAAUUCGGUUUUACGUAAUUUGUAAAUUAGCUUUCAAGUAAAGAUUUUUAUAUAAACCUGUGAGGAUGAUACUGCCAUUGGCGCAAUUAAAGUGCCAUAAGCCUAGUUUGUCGUAUUAGUUUACAAAUUGCGAAAAACCAAAUUAAAUUUGAAUUUCGCGGGCAGACCCGUUAAAAUCGACUUCCAUAAUCUGUUCCAUUGAGUUAGGCUUGUGAACGAAGAAAUAAAUCUAGCAUUAAGUUUUGCGUUGAAAAACAUUUCGUGACCGGGUUUCGUGAAAUCGAUAUAAUGAUUGAUGAUGAUGUGAUGAUCAAUAACGAAAACUAUACUUAAUUAUUUUACAAUAAUAGCUGAUGUUUCGAAUGUCGACUGUUAAUUAUAUAAGUGACCCCUGUUCACUAGUUUAGGCAGAUUAAAUUUAAAAUCUUACUUUAAUAAUAAUUACAUUAAGUAUAUCGAAUUAAGCUGAAGUGCAAUUGCCAACAAUUUCAUUAAAAAUAUUAUUGUAUAUUUCUAACAUUACUUGAUAACUUUUGAAUAUAAAAAUAAAUUGACAUAUUAAAGUCAAUUUAUACUGUUUAAAGUGUUUUUUAGGUUACAAAUGUUAUAAUUAUUACUACUUUACUUAAAAAUCACUUAUUAUUUUAAAUCCGGUGGAUAAUCGAAAUCUUCGUUUACGAAUAAUCUAGUCAAAAAUAUCUUUUAAGUUAAUGAAAUCGUUGGCACUGUAGUUCAGCAUCAUUUGUAAACCUUUAUAAUAAAUGAUAAAAUAAUUUGGAUUUCUUUUGAUGGGUUUUAUAACGGUUACAUUAAUUUCAAAUAUAGAAACUAUCUUAUCUUAUGCUAUCACUAGAAAUACUGGUAGUAUUUUGUAUUUGGUAAAGGAUUUUGGUAUGAAUAAAUUUGCAUUUGCAAAGAUCUCGCAAAUCUCGUUCCUCAAAAGUCAGUAUGACUAGAUAUUUCAAAUUAUAUCAUCAGUAAUUAUUAUUUUAGUAAUGCUAUUUAUUGUAAAGAUUUACAAAAUAAAUUAUUUCUCAAUAUAGAUAGAAGGUGUAAGUAAUAGCUAUCUGCUAUAGUAUAAUAUUUUUGAACAAAUAAAAAAACUAAGUAAACAUUCGAUAAAAAAUUAGUAAAGAUAUUUUCGUCUUUUAAACUAUGUACAAGACGCGAGCUUAGAUAGGAGCCUUUCAAAAAAUGGAAUACAAAUUCUGAGCUCAAAAAUCGAUAAUACCAACUCGUUAGAUGUCGCUAGUAAAAUAUGAAAUUAUUUCAAAACUGACUUAAAUAUAAAAAAUAAUAUUUCAACACUGACUACCUAUACCUUUUUAAAUAAUUUUGAUUAUUGAGUAAAAUUUGUUUAUAAGUUGUUUUAACACCGAAGAUAGCUGAUAGUUUAACUAUCGCAUGCAUUCAUGUUUGCAUAGUUUCUGGUAUAAAAACGAUAAAACAAAACUAAAGCCGUAACGAAAAAUUCAAAUUUUUCAUACACCGUUAUAAUGUUGCUAUACUUUAUUACAUUUGAAUUCGUUUGGCAAGAAAUAUUUGUGUCUUAAAAAUUCUAAAUUGUACUGUAUAUUGUAUAUGAGUAUAAAAUCGUUAUAAAAUACAAUGUGCUUACAUUUUGAUCUAAGAAUGUACUAUACUUAAAAAUAUUAUUUAUCUCAGUUUUUUGAUCAUAAUUAAUUAUAAUGAAUAUUAAAAAGUUUAUUGUAAUAAUUGUAAGCCAAAUAUUAAUUGAUCUUUUAAUAUAUUUAAUUUGUUGUUUGGCGUGUUUCUUCAGCUAUUAUUAUCAUCAUUAUAAUUAUAUGUAUUAUGUUUGUGUCUAUUGCAUUUCAUUUCCAUAAUAAUUAUGUAUUUGUAAAAGAUGUUCCUGUUACGGAUUUGUCAUUAUAUUAACAUAGAGUUAGAUCAUUUUCAAUUUAUAUUUAUAAUGUAAAUUAAGAUGAAAGAAAUUAUUAUCAUGGGCGUAGACGAAAAAUUACGGAAAAUGGGGCACGGGCUAUUUCAAAAGUUUUUGGCUCUAUUCUACUUCAGUUACAUUACAGUUAUACAGUUCAGUUACAUUUAUGUUACUGAUGCAUGGUAAAUAUGUAAUAAUAAUAUAUUAUUGAAAUCAAAUAUCUCCGGUAUUUAUACAAUAACUAAUAAGUCCACAGUCGGGCUCCACCUUCACAAAGUCCUGUUUUGAUUUAGAAUAUCACUCUUUAUGUAUACAACAUGCCAAACCCUAUUUAAUUUCAAACUUACCUAUAUACGGGCCAACAUUUUAACCAAGCAAAGUUUUUAGGAGAAAAAAAUGGGAACAGUUAUAACACACCACGUGACUUGACGCCACGCGCCAAAUCAGACGUGGUACCUGUUUAAUCUGGGUAAUAUUUUCUAUGACAAAUAAUUACGGCAGUUCCAAUCAGUACAGAUCUCAACAAUUAGUAGCAUGUUAUAGUGCAUAAGUGUGGAGACCAGAACCAGAAACAUAAACUUCUAGAAACUUCUUCCGAAAUUUACAUAAACCGAGUCAAAACAGUGAAGCAAAGAAUCAAGUCCGUUAACAAUUUAGCCAGAUCAAACAAUAGGUAAUAAGAGCGAAUAGGUAAAGUAUCAGACGGAAACCGGCGCACAGAUUGCACAGAUUCGCGCGAGCGGCCGUCGGCGGCGGCGCGUCGCGGCGGCGCGGGCAUGGGAGGCGCGAGGGCCCGCACGGGAAGCGGGCGGCCGGCACACAAACACACUACUCGUUCACACAUUGAUAACUCGUUUGGUACUCAUGUGAUCGGGCGCAGCGCGACGGCAAUAGUUUCUUCCAAUACCUAGGUACUCGAUAAAUUUCUUUCGUCUAAGGUUUGCUCUUAAGAGAUGGCAAUCUGACACGCUCAGGCGCUGGACAGGACUUUUGUGUUCCCAAAAGAACUCUGUGAUGUUCUCCGACGUAUAGGGAUGUAACACCGCCAGUUUUCCAACUCGGGGCUGCUACUAAUAAAUUUUUUAUGCUCGACAGAUAACACACUGAGACCUCAUUAUCAGUGACGAAUAAGCUAGCUAUUCAAUCAGCGAGGCAUGAAUUAGAAAACCUGACAUAACGAGAAAUCAAAUGUUUGUAGUAUGUUCAGCUACGCCGCAAACGUUGCAGGCAGGUGGCAUGAUAAAGUGAUAAUAGGAGUACAAUAAAUUGCAGAACCAUUUAAGUACAGUGCCCGGCAGGAAAAUAUUGUACAUCGAACUUUGGAAUGAGAACGAAUUCGUAGAGCGUUGUCUCUGUCUCUGAAACCGACAAAAAGGUCACUCAGGUAUGAGUGACAGAGACGGCACUCUACGAAGCCAAAACUCUUUAUAAAGUUCGAUGUAGUAUUUCCUGCCUGGGCUGUAUUAUUAUUAUUUUUAAGCCUAAAGUAACUGGAAGAGAAAUAUGACAAUAUCACAAUAAAACGAAAUAAUUCUAAAGCAUAAUAUUAAUUAAUAGUUAUUCCGAUGUAACACAAUAAAUAAUGGUCUAAUUGUAAAUAAAUAACACAGGUCUUAAUUCACUUGUUUAUCUAUCGUAGAAAUAGGAUUUGAAUGUCUGCUUUUUCAUGCUCCACUAAAUAAUGAUCUUAUAAAAAUGUCAUGGUAAUGUUACACAGUUAAAUUGAAAAAAAAAAAUUUACAAGUUCCGCAACAUAUCACCUAUCGGACAUCGGAUGUUUUUCUUCAAUUAUUUAUUCGUCAAUUAUUUUGUACUACACGCAUUUACGUUUGUGCUAAAUACUGCAGCAUUUAUAAAAGACUGCCACUUUCGUUCCCAAUUUGUUAUUUCUGUGAUAUACUAUCAAAUAACUUAAAUGGUGUGUCAGUCUGUAAUACUACAAUUAUUACUGAAUUUUAUCAUGUUCAUGUUUUUAACAUACAUUUAAUCAGUUUUAAAUGGGACACUGUACAAAGAAUGUUGCGUCUGCGUCUCUUCAAAGUCAAAUGAGAGUCCUGUUGAAUUCGACAAAUGUUGAUUUAUUUACUUGUAAAUGUAAUAAAAGAGAUUGAAUUAAUCAGGCUUUUGAUAGUCUGUUUCAAAGUAAUCAUAAUUUUACAAUUAACUAAUGCAACAUUCUUUGUGUAUUAAUCCUUUAGGUAUGAAUGUUUAACCGAUUAUGUAGUAAGACGAAGUAGAAUUCUCUUUUCUUAUUAUUGAGUACUAAAAUGGUUAGAGUUACAGUAUUAGAUUGUUUAGCAUGGGAUGCUUCCAUUAUUUGUGUAAAUAAGAUUUACGUACUUUGUUAGGAUUUUAACGUAAAGAAAGAAACUAUAUUGUGGUCUGAUGA
Molecule: messenger RNA, 7694 nt
Organism: Maniola jurtina (meadow brown)
Lineage: Eukaryota; Metazoa; Arthropoda; Insecta; Lepidoptera; Nymphalidae
Product: serine/arginine repetitive matrix protein 1
Exons: 18
Coding region: 590-2998 (802 amino acids)
Source: RefSeq, a predicted model, not a curated record